Molecule: messenger RNA, 720 nt
Organism: Urocitellus parryii (Arctic ground squirrel)
Lineage: Eukaryota; Metazoa; Chordata; Mammalia; Rodentia; Sciuridae
Source: RefSeq, a predicted model, not a curated record
AUGGAGUCACUCAGUGCCGCAAACAUUCAUCUGGGGCUUGAUCUUCUCAAAGAAAUGAGGAAAACGAACGAUGGCAACAUCUUCUUCUCCCCYGUGGGCAUCUCAACUGCCAUUGGCAUGCUCCUCCUGGGGACCCGAGGAGCCACAGCCUCCCAGUUACAGAAGGUAUUUUAUUCUGAAAAAGACACCGAAAUCUCCAGAAAAGAGGUUGAAGAAAAAGAGAUUGAGAAGACAGAAGAGAUCCAUCACCAAUUCCAACAGGUUUUGACUGAAAUAAGCAAACUCACUAAUGAUUAUGAACUGAACUUAGCCAAUAGGCUGUUUGGAGAAAAAACAUUCCUCUUCCUUCAAAAAUACUUAGAUUAUGUUGAAAAAUAUUACCAUGCAUCUCUGGAACCUGUUGAUUUUAUAAAUGAAGCUGAUGAAAGUCGAAAGAAGAUUAAUUCCUGGGUGGAAAGCCAAACAAAUGAAAAAAUCAAGGACCUGUUUCCAGAUGGCUCUCUUAGUAGCUCUACCAAGUUGGUGCUGAUAAAYACAGUUUACUUUAAAGGACAGUGGGAUAGGGAGUUUAAUAAAGAAAAUACCAAGGAAGAGGAAUUUUGGCUGAAUAAGAAUACAAGUAAGUCUGUGUGGAUGAUGGAACAGCACCAUUCUUUUAGUUUCGUUUUCCUGGAAGACUUGGAUGCCAAAAUCGUGGGGAUUCCAUAUAAAAACAAUGAC